Molecule: messenger RNA, 2276 nt
Organism: Anneissia japonica
Lineage: Eukaryota; Metazoa; Echinodermata; Crinoidea; Comatulida; Comatulidae
Product: probable ubiquitin carboxyl-terminal hydrolase MINDY-4
Exons: 14
Coding region: 73-2220 (715 amino acids)
Biological process (GO): protein K48-linked deubiquitination
Molecular function (GO): K48-linked deubiquitinase activity; cysteine-type deubiquitinase activity
Source: RefSeq, a predicted model, not a curated record
AAGUCGACAAGUUCUUCACCGAAAUGUAUCAAUUGUCCACCUAGGCCUAGUUUAGGCAAUUACUUGAUCAACAUGAUUCAAAAUGAAUACGUGGAGAAUAUAUCUGCGUCACUGGUUCGAGAAUACCUCAGUAGAAAGGGCCUCAAGUCUACUCUUCAAGCAAUGGAUAGUGAACUCCCAAGAAACGAUUAUAGCAUUAACAAUCGAGCGCAACUUGCCAAAGAAAUACAUAUUAGUAAUUUGAUGAAAAGAAAUAAGGAACAGGAUGAACCUCUGAGGUCUAUGGUGGAAAUUAUGACAAAAUUUUUUCUAGAGAAGCACAACAAGAAUAAUUCAUCUGUUCCUAUGAACAGCUCAUCUACUGCAUCAUUGCCCGCUAGUAAUGGAGGCGCUGGCAAGACAUCUGCUCUUUAUGAUCAUAGUGAAUUUGCUUUCAGUGGCUUACCCCCGGAAGAUGUAUCUGGCAAGAAGGCAGCAAAAGCAACUGUUAUUCAUAUGCCAGCUCAGCGUCCAAGCUCCAGGUUUGAUGAUGAGAAUGAAGAUGACACGAGGCCUGGGCAGUCUGACCUACAUAGUAAUUCAAAGAAGGAAGUCUCCUCACAGAAAAUUAGCAGACCAUCAAACUCACGACGACGAGGAAUGUCUGGCCCCAUUACUAGUAAUUUAGAUGAUAAAAGCAGGAAAAAUAAAAAGAAACCAUCAGCAAAUCUUUCUGGAAAUUCUUCACUGACAUUUGAAAAUGAUAUUACAUCUGAAUAUAGUAACCAUAUCAUUGAUGACUACACAGACACAAAGACCCAUAAGACAGAGACCAAACACUCCACAACAGACUCCUUCCAGGAUUUACUCCAUGCUGCUAACAUAAGAAGCUCAAAACUGAAAGAAAAGAAAAGGAAUGAGAAAGAUACCAAAAGUAAAGAAGAGAACCAGGAGAUUAGAAGAAGCAGAGAUCUGGAUGAAAGGACUUCUCAGGAGAGACCACAGAGCCAAAGUGGACGUAGACGUAAAUCUAGCACCAAGCAAGCAUUGGAGAAAUCUACGACACUGGGUGAUGUUGAGUUUGGGGAUGUGGAUGAUGUGGAUGAUGGCAUAAAAGAUCACACUGGAUCUAAGACAGUGCCUUAUGGAUUGCAAACAAAAGUCAACUUUAACUCCAAGCCAAUCACACUGAAACAAGCUAUGGAAAUUAAGAAUUUGAUAUUUGGUACAUCACAAUCAGCAUUCAAUGAUGAGUGGCGUGCACAAGGCUUUGGAUUCUCUAAUACUUCUCAUCUUGAAUAUGGUAUUGUCCAACAUAAGGGUGGUCCUUGCGGUGUCUUAGCUUCUGUCCAGGCAUGCAUGAUUCGUCAACUGCUAUUUGGAGAAGGAAAGCUUGCAAGUCCAGCAAGCCUUCAACCUUUGACAUCAGAACGCUCCCAUUGUUUGGCUGGUGGGUUAGCGGAUAUUUUCUGGAGAGCCGGGAGCAGGAAAAGUGCAACUGUUUGCUUGUCUUCAGGGCGGCCAGUUUUUACUGCAGGGGCAAGAUAUAAAUCAGACAAUCUUACUGAAACUUUGAAUUUGAACAGCUUUUCAAGCUAUGAAGAUUUGUAUAAUUUUUUGAAAGCGAACAUUGGAGCAUUUGAAGGCCAAAACAGCCCAGGAGUGAUAUUGAGUCUAUACUCUGUUAUAUUCUCAAGAACUGUGGAUAAAAUUAUUGUGGAUAUGGAUGAACCGACAAACAAGUUAAUGGGUGCUCAUGGCUAUUGUACUCAGGAAAUGGUGAAUCUGUACUUAGCAGGGGAAGCUGUGUCAAAUGUGUUUAAUGACAUUAUGGAGCUGGAUUCUGGAGGCUCGGAGAAGAUGUUACUAAAGGGUCUUAGUGGACGCAGUGAUGUUGGACUUUUGUCCUUGUUUGAACACUAUAAAUCAUGUGAGGUUGGACGGUACUACAAGACCCCAAAGUACCCAAUAUGGGUGGUGUGCAGUGAGAGUCACUUCAGUGUACUCUUCUGCAUAAAGAAAGAGCUUGUUAGUGACUGGAGGGUUGAGAGGAGGUUCGAUCUGUACUACUAUGAUGGCUUAGCAAGACAAGAUGAAGAAAUUAGGCUUACUAUUGACACAACACAAGUGAAUCCUACUUUACCAAGUGAAGAUGACCUUGUUCCUCCAUUAGAACUCUGCAUCAGAACAAAGUGGCCUGAUGCAGUUGUGAGUUGGAAUGGAUCGGAACCAAUCUUAUGAUAGCUUUCAAUUGUAAUUAAAACAAAAUUCAUAGUUUACAUUAUUAUUGAAGAGCG